AUGCAAGCACCACAGCAGCUUCACGCCGGAGCAGAGGGGGGAAAGAAGCGCAAGCGGGAUGACGAUGAUGAACAGAAGGUAACAAAGCGCCGCGCACAGCCAGAGCUGCAACAGUACCACGAACUUAUCAACAUCCUCGUAGGACCUGCCGAGCACUUGUUCCAAAUCCACAAGGAAAAACUAUGCUCGAAGUCCAAGUACUUCUCUGCUGCUCUAAAGAAUGACUGGAUCGAGGCUCGACGACAACAAGUCAAGCUCCCAGAGAUAACUACCGAAGCCUUUCAGCACUACUUCAACUGGGUCUACUCGAACACCGUCUAUACUGAACCCGCCGUCCACAUCUCACCUGAACACUCCGCCAAGAUCCAUAUCCUCUAUAUUGAUAUGUACACCAUGGCCCAAUACCUCCAAGACAUCCCCUUCUGUAAUGCCGUCAUGGACUGCUUCAUCGACUUCUCCCGCGUCUCUGGCAACGCACCUCAGGCUGAAGUGUGCCAGUAUAUUGAGAGGACGGCGCCGCAUGAGAGGCUUCGCCAGUGCGUGGUUGAUAUGUUGGUGUGGCGAGUGGAUGCAGAGUGGUUCAUCAAGGACUUGGAAGCAUGGCCUCAGGCGAUGAUUAACCAGAUGUUCAAAGUUCUCAUGCUGGAUCCGAAUCGGGAGCUCGAGGAUAGGACGUGUUUGAAGCGCAGGAAGAUGGUGUAUCAUGAGAAGAUGGAGGGUCAUGAGGGACAGAGGCUGAGGAUUCAUGUUCGUGCGUGA
Molecule: messenger RNA, 759 nt
Organism: Fulvia fulva
Lineage: Eukaryota; Fungi; Ascomycota; Dothideomycetes; Mycosphaerellales; Mycosphaerellaceae
Exons: 2
Coding region: 1-759 (252 amino acids)
Molecular function (GO): protein binding
Source: RefSeq, a predicted model, not a curated record